AUGGAAGCAGCUGCGACCGCCACGACCAGUACCGGCUCCAGCCGCACCAGCAUCAGCGAGGUACAGGUCUAUGGCCCCACCGCAUUCCAGGACGAAGACGUCGUCGUCGGAGAAGAGGAGAGGGACAGGCUCAGACGGGACCUCCUCGCCAGGAUCGAGAGCUGCUACGGGCGGGUGAAGCUCCUCCCGGGGGUCUUCGACGCCGGCUUCUGCUUCGGGCUCCUAGACCCCGCCUCCAACAUCGUCGCCGGCGUCGCCGUCGCCCGCGCCGUGACCGUCGAUGACACCGACGACGGCGCCGUCCCCGCGGCGUCUUUCCCGAACCUGAAGCGGAGGAAACCGGAUGUGAUCGUGGACAUGCAACAGCGGUCGCUCGACGGCCUCGUCGCCUUCCUGGCCGCGCUCUUCCCGCACCUCACCGAACCCAAGGCCAUGUGGUAUCUCGACAAGGCCGAGCUGGACCCCCUCGUCGCCGCCCGCUUCGUCAUCCGGCACCGCGGCAUGGAGCGCAACUUCGGGUUCUCGUCCGGCGCCACCGGCGCAGCCGUCGAGACGGCCCUCCGGUGCGCCGCGGCCGCCGCCCGGCACCCGUGCCCCGCUCAGUUCGUGUCUGGGUGGAAGUCGCUCUCGCAUUCUCUUGACAAGGUCGCCGCCGUGCUAUCUUCAGGCACCUGCGAUCACUCUCACUCCAUUGACGGUAUCACGGAUGUUCUGCUCAAGAAACCUCAGCCAUCCGUCUUCAGCCUAGAGAAACCAUGGGAUCUCGCCUCUCGACGCCUCCACAAUCUCAGUCCAGACCUCGCCUCGCCUCCGGAGCGGUCAACAUUGAGACGUCUGCUGCUCACCACCAUCCAUGGAUACUACCUGCAGGCGCUUGCCCGGUUGCCCAGGGAGAAGCUGUGCACCCAGUACCACCACAGCCUGCUCCAGGCCGGACAUUGCUACGGUCCACUGGACCCUGUCUCCAACAUCAUCCUCAACACGAUCUGGUACAGCCGAGCCUACCCUCUAACCAAGAAGGUCGACCUGGAGGCGAUCAGCAGCAGAGGCCUGCUGCGGAUCGCGGUCAGGUCCCUCCACGGCCUCGUCUCCUUCCUGUGCACCCGCUGCGCCGCCACUCACCUCACGCCGGAAGAAGCCAUGCAGCGGCUGCAGGCCGCCGGCGCCGAUCUCCGGAUCGUCGAUCCUAACCAGCUCCGUGAUGAUCGUGAUGAUGAUGAUGAUGAUGAUGAUGAUGAUGAUGGCAGUGAUGAUGCUAUGGUGGUAUCUGUACCUGCCAGCGUCGAACAAGCCUAUGCUGCAGCUGCCGCUGCGGCGCUGCACCCCAAACCUCGUGACCAGGCAGAGCUUCUCAGACCAUCUAAUCCAAUGCUGCGGAUGGCCUCCAAAUAUCUCAAGGAUGGCGGCAUGCUCUCCGGUGUCGACGCCGGCCAUGUUGCCGAAGGUUUGUUCUAUUCCAUUAGCGAGUGCCCGGAACAAACCGAGCACCCAGAAGCAAGCAUCAAGGUGGUGAACAAGUUGACCUACACGAGGAUGGAACAACAGGUAAACAAAUUCUGGGAUCAGCAUGCCAGAGUCGUCGGAACAGUGAGAUCUUUGCUCGACGUGUACAACCGGCGGCAACCCGGGGUUGGUUAAUUUCUUCUCUUUUAGGCUACUUGUUCUCUCAGCAGAACAAUCUGUGUUCCAGAUUAACACUCUCCUCUUACAGGUAUAAUAUUCUCG
Triticum dicoccoides is the source of this 1725-nucleotide messenger RNA. RefSeq lists its product as uncharacterized. The record is from RefSeq and is a predicted model, not a curated record. Bases 1 to 1638 code for a protein of 545 amino acids. Lineage: Eukaryota; Viridiplantae; Streptophyta; Magnoliopsida; Poales; Poaceae. The transcript has a single exon.